Messenger RNA from Hibiscus syriacus, 1168 nucleotides. Its product is annotated as two-pore potassium channel 1-like. The record is from RefSeq and is a predicted model, not a curated record. The transcript has 3 exons. The coding region runs from base 35 to 1168 and encodes 377 amino acids. Gene Ontology annotation, cellular component: plant-type vacuole membrane. Lineage: Eukaryota; Viridiplantae; Streptophyta; Magnoliopsida; Malvales; Malvaceae. Gene Ontology annotation, molecular function: potassium ion leak channel activity. Gene Ontology annotation, biological process: stabilization of membrane potential; potassium ion transmembrane transport.
CCUGGAAGUGAUUUAUGUCUGCUGAAUCUUCCAAAUGGCCUGCAAUGAUGCAAAACAGUGUAUGCUAUCAGGAUUAGCGACUCCGAAGGGUCGAAAGAGUGAUGGGGAUGGACCGAAGAAGAGAAGACAGCUCCGACAUGUUCAAAGUGCUCCUUUAGCAGUUUUUCGUCCUAGUGAUACUAAUCGAGACGGAGCACUUCCACGUUCCGAGUCCAUUUUCGGGAGACUUAACUGGAGUCUUACGAAGGUAAUCUUAAUGUUUGAUCACUUCUACUUGAUCGAUUCGAUGACUUCCAACGAUGCUCCCAAGAAAAGAAGCUUUCGGGGCUGCAAAACUACUUCGGUAGUUGCGAAAUGUGUUCCUCCGGAUACUUUCCGGUCUGAGAUCCCUGAUCUAAAGCUGCUCGGCAUAUACUUCGGUGUCUACUUUACCAGUGGAAGUAUAACAUUUUAUGCAAUGGAGGACGACAUUAGAGGACAUAAAACAAACGGUUUUGUCGAUUCACUUUACUAUUGUGUUACCACAAUGACCACGGUCGGUUAUGGAGACCUCGUUCCUCAUUCUUUCGAUGCGCAAAUACUAUCCAGCAUUUUCGUAACCGUCGGGAUGUUUCUGUUCGGAAUAGCGGUGAAGAUAGCCUCAAAGUACUUGGUCGUGAAGCAACAAAUGGUGAUGGUUAACGCCAUGAGCACAGUUCAAAAAAUCGGUCCAGUCGAGGCCCUUAAGGAGAUCGACAACCUCAAAAUAGACUACAAUAAGGUCAAGAAAUCGUUGACAGUUAUGGGCGGGCAUUUCGUCCUCGGGAUCUUUGUUCUGCUCACCGUCGAAGGAAUGGACUUUUUCGAUUGCAUCUACUGCGCAAUUACCACCAUGUCAACCACAGGCUUCGGAGACGAGAGCUUCCAAAGCACAUUCGGCCGCAUGUUUGCCGUAUUUUGGGUAUCGACCGGAACGACCUGCGUAGGCAAGCUAUUUCUCUACAUUGUCGAGGUAUAUACGGAUGUCGAAACAAGGAAACUGGUGAAGCAAGUCAUUGCUAGCAACAUUACCGCCAAGAAAGACCUGGAGGCAGCCGAUCAUAUCGAGGAUCGCAAGUCAUACGGGGCCGCUGAUAUGAUGUUAUAUAAGCUAAAAGAGAUGGGAAAUAUCAAGGAAGAUGAUACUUAA